This is a messenger RNA of Tachysurus fulvidraco (yellow catfish), 4255 nucleotides long. It is a transcript of the gene plat, whose product is annotated as plasminogen activator, tissue. The record is from RefSeq and is a predicted model, not a curated record. The coding region runs from base 305 to 2047 and encodes 580 amino acids. The transcript has 16 exons. Gene Ontology annotation, molecular function: serine-type endopeptidase activity. Gene Ontology annotation, biological process: plasminogen activation; smooth muscle cell migration. NCBI's taxonomy places the organism in Eukaryota, Metazoa, Chordata, Actinopteri, Siluriformes, Bagridae.
ACCUUUAAUAGAACACCGCAGACAAUGCUUAGCUCCGCCCAGGACGCAACAUCAUUAGCAAAGCCUACUCCUUUUUCCAAGCAAGACGUGGACUCUCUUAUAUACUCUGUAUUUAGAGUAUAUCAGUAAACUUCUUGAUCCAUACGGAUAAAUUGGGAAAAGAGCUGAUGAGGGUAAGGGAGGAUGAGACAUGUUUGCCCACUUGUACUGCUUCUGGUCUAUUUGUCAGGAAGUUAACACAGGGACAGGCUGAGUCCCAGGACCUCCGAUUUAGAGCUCAUUUAAAGGCUGAAGUAAGAUCAGUAUGAAUACAAUUGCAAGAUUGUUGCUGCUACUGCUGCCUCUCCACUUUUGCACUUUAUCUGACAUGAAACUACUUUACAGAGAAAGAAGAGGAACACGCAGCUAUAAAGACCACUGUGUAGAGUCAAGCAUAACUGCAAUCAGAGAGAUAGGGGAAACUUGGCUACGAUGGAGAGGUCAGAAGGUUGAGUAUUGCCGCUGUGCAUCAAGAGCAAGAGCACGCUGUUACUACAUACCUACCACUACUUGUUAUGUAUCCAGAUGCUACAGUGGUGGUACAUGUAAGGAGGCAGUGCUCUCCAAUGACUUCAUAUGCCUGUGUUCACCAGGUUUUUCAGGACAACAGUGCGAAAUCAAUUUGAAUGAGAAAUGUGUGAGUGGGCAUGGCUAUGAUUAUCGUGGUACUUGGAGCAUCUCCAGCUCUGGCGGUGAGUGUAUCAACUGGAACUCAACAUUACUUAGAGGAAAAAAAUUCACAGCCAGGAAACCAGACACAAGAAUCCUUGGACUGGGCAAUCACAACUACUGCAGAAAUCCAGAUGGAGACUCCAGACCAUGGUGCUACAUUUAUAAGAAGUCUCAAAUUGUGUGGGAAUUCUGUUCUAUACCAAACUGUACAACAGACCCUGUACUGGAGUGUGUACAGGACUCAGGUCAGUCUUAUAGAGGAACUCAGUCAGUCAGUAAAAGCAAUGCUAAUUGUCUGCCAUGGGACUCACCUGCAAUCUAUCACAAGUCUUAUACAGCCUGGAGGCCAGAUUCCAGAGAGCUGGGUCUUGGCAGCCACAGCUACUGCAGGAACCCAGACAGUGAUCUUGGUCCUUGGUGUCACAUUUAUAAAGGCUCCCAGCUGACUUGGGAGCUCUGUGAUAUUCCCAAAUGCUCAAGGAAACCAUCUACCAUUACAACCCUUGGACCAAGAGCCCCUACAACUGCCAUCAGAGGAACUUCUUGUGGUCAGCGUUCUGAAAGGCCAGCUAGUUCUCUGCCAAUAUACAGAAUACUUGGAGGUCAGGUUAGUGACAUCAAACAACAACCAUGGCAAGCUGCUAUCACUGUGUACUCACCACGUACCAAAUCACAUAACUUUUUGUGUGGGGGAGUCCUCAUUGACUCCUGCUGGCUCCUCUCUGCAGCACACUGCUUCCAGGAGAGAUUUACAGAAAACCACAUGCAUGUGAUCCUUGGCCGAACCUUCAGGCUUCAGAAUUCUAGCAGUGAGCAGAUAUUUGAUGUGGAGAGGUAUUGGAUUCAUGAAGAAUACAACGAUGUGAAUUAUGAUAAUGACAUAGCUCUGUUAAAACUGAAGAGUGAAUCUGGCAUCUGUGCUGUAAAUACUCCAGAGGUGCUGCCGGUCUGUUUACCAGACCUUGGAAUGGUUUUCCCAGAUUGGAUGGAGUGUGAGAUUUCUGGUUAUGGCAGGGACAAAGAAUUCUCGCCAUUCUAUUCUGAGCAAAUAAAACAGGGUCAUGUGCGCCUUUGGCCCCAGGAGCAGUGUGUGCCAAAGAAACUCUCUGGGCGUGAAAUCACGGCUAACAUGUUGUGUGCUGGAGACACACGUGGCCUGGACGAUGCCUGCAAGGGUGACUCAGGUGGUCCUCUAGUCUGUGAAAAGGACAGCCAGAUGACCCUCCUAGGUUUGAUCAGCUGGGGGGAUGGAUGUGGAAAGAAGGACAUGCCAGGUGUUUACACACGUGUUACAAAAUACACAACCUGGAUUUCCAGCAAGAUGAGAUCAAACUAAAACACAAAUUCCAAGAACAGUGGCUAAAAGUAGACUAAUUUGAAAUCAUCUUUUGGAUUUUCAGAGAGAAAUUGAUUAAAUAAUCCAGUUCUAAAUGUAUUGCCCUUAUUUUUUCCAUACAGCAAUCUCAAUGCACUCAAAUAGGUGUAAUGGUGGAAUAUGUACACAAAUGUACUCUUAUACAGAAAUACAACAUGUGUAUAUUAUUAUGUUCCCAAGUCCAGUAAAUAUAAAUCUGCAUUUAAAAAUAUAAAUGAUUAAAGUUUGAAAACUGUAUUCACACUGUAUCACAAUAAAUAUAUUUAGAGGUUAAUGUGUGUCUAACCUAAGUGCCUAACUGCCCUCAACUUGCAUAAUGUAAGGUAAAUAUGGUAAGAUAUGGUAAUGGGAUAUAUAUAUAUAUAUAUAUAUAUAUAUAUAUAUAUAUAUAUAUAUAUAUAUAUAUAUAUAUAUAUAUAUAUAUAUAUAUCCCAUUGUAUUUAUAUAUAGGUAAAUAUCCUUUUAAUUUCAUUUAUAUUGUGAAAGAAUUUCUGAUUUUACACAGUUAUCAUAUAGGUUUCCUAGUGCUUUUUAGUGCAUACAGUCCCACGCAAAGGUAUUUGCAGGUCAAGGCCAAUUAUGUUGUUGUAUAUGUAGAAAAAUGUUAGGAAUCAAGGAGUAUAAAACAAUUGAUCAAAUUUUCAGCUUUAAUUUCACAGAUAUCUGUGUUAAACAACACCUUUCAUGGCAGACCACAUGUAACAUCAUAUGCGACACUGAUGAUGGGGAUCAUCCCCAGAUCUCUGCCUGCAGCUCAUUCGCCGAAAGUAAUAAGACCAAUCCCAAACACAAGAUUCCAAUGCGUCUGUAAUUUAAUUAAACAAUAUAAAUGUAAUAAACAUAACAAACAUGAACAUAACAAACGUGGUAAACAUGACAACAGAGCACACGUAACUAAAAUAACUUGAACUAUACAACAUUCAAAUCAAUGUGAUAAGACAAAGACUCACAAACACCAAGAUACUCAGACAGACAUAUAUAACACACUUAAUCAAAACUAAUGAGACCCUGGUGACAUGGUGGAAACAAGGUAGGGGCGUGGCACCGCCCACAUAGAAACAAUAAAACACGUGAAUAUGAGGAGACCUGCCAGCCUGCCCUCUAUUCGUCUGGCCGGGGACUGACAAAUCUCCUGACACCGCACAAUAUUCAUAUGCAAAAAUGUGUACACAUUUGGAAGAGAUAUUCUUGAAAUAAAUUAAAGGAAAGAACAUUUAAUAUUUGGUUGUACAUCCCUUGCUUGUUUUAACUGUAUCAAGCCAGGAAAAACACUGACAAUACCAAAAUGUUAGAUUCUUCUUUUGUGAUGCAAUUCCAAGCUUUGAACAGGGUUGUGUUCUGACCUGUUCUUUGGAAGUUGCUGGUGAUGCCACUUUUGGGUUUUUUUCACAGCUUUCACAAUGUUUCCAUUAUCAACAGUUGUUGAUUUCAUUGGCCAACCCAUUCAAUGUCUGGUUGUUAGUACAAUAGUGAUUUUCUUUAUUUUUCAGGAUAUUCCAUCUUGUGUUUGCUGUUCAGUGACUGUGAAAUGUCUCUGCAGACAUGUUUGAUUUUGCCCUUUUUUCUCAGAUGGACAUGUCAAAACCAUGAAAACAUUAGAAAACAUUAAAAAAAACAAUGUCUCAAGCCAAUGAGUAGAAUUCAGUGCUAUUAUUUGUUUUAACACCUAAAGCAACUAUUAAUCACAUAUUACAAUAUUUUACCUUUUGAUGGUCAAUCAAAAGGUGCGAUGUUCUAAGAUGGUUGACACAUCUCGAUGUAGAUUUCAGGAAAUUAAAAAUAAACUAAUGAUCUGAUCUUCUGAUCUCAAACACAAAUGUCUAUAGUGUAUAUCAAAAACAAUAUAUGUGGCCUUGCCAUUACAAUACUUUUGAAUGGGAGUGUAUAAAAGUUACACAUACAAUAUUAUUUAAAGUGAUGUUUUUAUUUUCCAUUUUUUAAGCACCUCUGCUGGCUCAGAGAGAUUUUUAUGUGGUCUGAUAUUUUAGGUCAGGUCAAGUAAGACCUUUGUUCAUUGUUUAUUAAAAGUUUAAUCCACAUAAUUGUAACAUGGUGUUAGUCUUUGUAUUUUGACAGAGAUAUUUUUAAAUAUACAAUAUUGUAUCAAGUUCAUGUAACUUUAUCACCUGUAAUUGUAUUAUUUAGCAUUAAAUAAAUUGUAAUUCCACA